Lampris incognitus (smalleye Pacific opah) is the source of this 3006-nucleotide messenger RNA. It is a transcript of the gene atf5b, whose product is annotated as activating transcription factor 5b. Bases 492 to 2006 code for a protein of 504 amino acids. The transcript has 4 exons. Lineage: Eukaryota; Metazoa; Chordata; Actinopteri; Lampriformes; Lampridae. Gene Ontology annotation, molecular function: DNA-binding transcription activator activity, RNA polymerase II-specific; RNA polymerase II transcription regulatory region sequence-specific DNA binding. The record is from RefSeq and is a predicted model, not a curated record. Gene Ontology annotation, cellular component: nucleus. Gene Ontology annotation, biological process: regulation of transcription by RNA polymerase II.
GAAAGUAAUUUAAAAUAGGCGUGCGGGCAAGGUUAAAUCUAGUUUGCGUCGUAGUUCCUUUCUGAACUUGGAGGAGCACUCCCUUCGAGUCUGGAUAAUCGGAAAGUCCCCCAGCUGAUGACGUAACUAGACGGGGUGAAGCUGUAAACGGCGGAUUGAUUUGUCUGCUGUGACGCGGCUCAGCAUUAGGAGUUCCACAAGAAGUAGCGGAUUUAAAAACUUUCUGUCUGCAAGUGAAUUCGCUGUAAUUGCACUCUAUUUUAUAGAGCCCUUGGAGUUUUCAAGGGAAAACAUGGCUUUUUAAAUUGUGAUUUCUUUCCCUCGUCACAAGAGUUUGUGUGCCUUGCACUUGCAACGCACUUUGAAGCAACAAGGCUAUACAGAAAUUAUGGGGUCUUCAGGUCUUUCAACAACUUUGUCCAUUGUGACGCUUUGCUCCAACUAUCGCACAGUUUGUGCUUUUCAACAUUUUGAUCGAAGUAGAGGACACGAUGGCGGCAUCGAUCCUUCGCAGGAAAAUUCCUCCUAUUUCCACGGGCAACCUCAACAUUCCCCCUCUCCAACAGGCUAGCUGCAGCCAAUCACGGCCCGGGAAGGGGGCGGAGUUAUCGGAGGGGCAACACUUAAUUGGUGAUGGUCAUACGGAUUGGAUGACGGAAAAAGUUGAUUUGUCUUCAUUUGUUUUAACGACUGAGUCCUCUCCGAGCUCAUCCCUUCCGCCCUCACCGCUAGAACAGGAUGUCAAGGUGCCCUCAGAUCUUGAGGUCAUGACCUCUCUACUGCAGGAGGAGCUGGCUCAGCUAGAGGACUACUUCCGCUCCGAGUCAACAUCGACAACAACCAAAUUGGAGAAAUCCUCGAAAUGUGAUAAGGGUGCCCAAGCCAUGGGUACCCAGUCUUAUUACCAGUUGCCCUAUGCUUCAUAUGGGACCAGCCAAUCAGAAACCAGCCCUGUGGUUGUUACCUUGGCAACAGGGGAACUGGACCUGGCAAGCUUCUGUGGUGGUCCCAUCGGCCGAACCAAAAUAGCACGACCUGCCCCAUACAACUAUCAUCAUCGUUACCACCACAACAAUGGGCGAAGAAUAAUUAGUGAUGUUGUGAAAGUAGGAGAGGAAGUUGGACUUGAUACUUGGGGCUCCAGGGGAAGUUACUCAGGAAGCACAGAGUUGUCUGUGAACCACUAUUCUACACUGAAGACAGUUGGCAAGAAUAGUCUAGGUAGUGUAAAGAAGGUAAGAGAAUGUGCUUUAUCAUUGAAGGAAGAGGAGAGCUAUUGUUUUUCAGAAGGAAUGUUUUGCAGCGAAGAGAUUGCUCGAGGCUUUUGCCUCAGCAGUUCGUACGACAGCCAUCACAAGCGAGAAGGACAGUUGAUGCACAACGUGAAGGUUAAUGGAAGUUAUGAUGGUACGGGGCUAGAAGUCCUGCACUGCAGCAAAGACGGAGGACUGUCUGGAACUGUUCCCCAAGAGACAAUGGUAGCUGGUGACAGUUACUUCCACCAGUCCAUGGCCAGCACAGAGCCCUAUCAUAGCUUUAUUGGUGACCUAGAUCAGCCCUCACAAGCACAAGCUGUAGAGCCCCAACAUGCCCACUACCUCUAUUCAGAAUGCCUUCCAGACCAAAGCUAUGAAUGUCUGUCAAGGGGGGAAAGUGAAGGACCACUGAUGGGCACUUCCAUCCACCGCCCUACCCAGAGGCUAAAGCAUGAACCCUGCUCCCUCAAACCAGCUCUGGUGAUGGGGGCUGCAUCUAUAGAGGUUAACAGUGGCGAGAGGAAGCAGAAGAAAAGAGACCAGAACAAGACAGCUGCUCACAGGUACAGACUGCGUAAGAGGGCGGAGCUUGACUCUCUGGAGGAGGAGCUUCAUGGACUGGAGGGUCAGAACCGGGAGCUGCGUGACAAGGCGGAGUCGGUGGAGCGAGAGAUCCAAUAUGUCAAAGAUUUGUUAAUCGAGGUCUACAAGGCUCGCAGUCAGCGCCUGAAACAGGAUGGCAGUGCCUAAAUGCCCCAGCUGACCUCACUACAUACCAACCAGCACUGAUACAAUCAAGAGCACCAUUGGUUUUUUUUUUUAAAGAAAAAGAAAAAAAAGGUCGUUGCAUGAUUUUGGAAGUUCUUUUCUAAAACUGAACACGAGAGAAUUGCUUUAUAAUUGUUCCAAAAGAGUAGUCAACAAAAAAUGUACCUUUCCAAAUGGGUGGCUAAUCCAUAUGAAACAGGCCUUAGUGAGGUGACUUGUAGAGGAGAUGAGAUGCUGAACUUGUCCGUGACCACUGUGAUCCGAAUUGCACUUGCAGCCUUGUGAUGACUGAGUUUUUGCUUGCAAUGAUCGACCGUUUACAAAAUGCUGAAUUAGUAGUAGUGAUUGGAUUUGCUUGUGGUUGUUGUGACACACAUUGGCAGCAUCAAGGCAGAUCCUUACGAUAAAUGAUAUUUUAUUUUGUUUCUAUUCUAUUUGUUAAUGUAUCGUUUGCUUUGAACAAUCAUAAUAAUAAAAAGGGUUGCUGGAAAAGUAUUUACGAUGCUCUUGAAACAUUAUCAAAACAUUAGAAAUUUGUAGCGCUCAAAUGUUGACUAUUUACACUUUUUUAACCCACCUGAAUACCCAAUGCAUGUUUGAUUUUGGGGAAAGCAUGUGUGAUUGUUAUCUGAUAAAGGCAAUAUUCUGUUAACUGCAUGGCUUUGAGAUCUCCACCACCGCAAUUUACUGAGUUGACUUUAUUUUUUGUUUUAACUACCAACACGAGUCCUUCUCUGGUUUGGUUUUAGUUUCUGCUCCGAAGAACACCGUCAUUCACUGGCCUUUUUAUUUUCAUUUCCUUUGGCUGUAUUUGCGAACGAACAAUCGCCUGUUGACGCAACAAUAAAUAGUUGUUGGGAAUUUUACUUUGAAUUGAACAAUGUGCUUGAAAUUUAGGCUCUUCUACUCAUUGAUAUGGAUUUCAGGAAAUUAUACAUCAGGUAAAUUGCAGCCAAAUAAACCUGUCAUGUAGUGUCAUUAA